Annulohypoxylon maeteangense is the source of this 1366-nucleotide messenger RNA. RefSeq names its product glutathione S-transferase. Bases 190 to 936 code for a protein of 248 amino acids. Lineage: Eukaryota; Fungi; Ascomycota; Sordariomycetes; Xylariales; Hypoxylaceae. The record is from RefSeq and is a predicted model, not a curated record. The transcript is spliced from 6 exons.
CUUUAUUAAGCCGGGGAAUAUUUCUAGCUUGAUUAUCAAUCCUUAGCUUCCGCCUUCAUAGAACCCAUAUAGCCCUUGGUGACCCCUCUGCUUUGAAAUCUGCCUAGUACCUACCUAUCCAAGAUCGAUGAAUAGCACUUGAGUGUCAACUACCUGUAAAAUAAAAAAGUCGUAAGCUUCUAUCCCAAGAUGUCGGAUAUUCAUCUGUACACCGCACAGACGCCCAAUGGCACCAAGAUCUCGAUUCUACUGGAGGAGUUGGGAUUGCCUUACAAGGUCACUGCUAUCGAACUUAGCAAGAACACCCAAAAAGAGCCGUGGUUCUUAGAGAUCAACCCGAACGGCCGUAUCCCCGCGCUGACGGACACCUUUACCGAUGGAAAGCCCAUCAGUCUGUUUGAAAGCGGCUCGAUCAUGCAGUACUUGACCGACCGAUAUGACACGGAGCACAAAGUGUCAUAUCCUAAGGGAUCUAGAGAGUACUAUGAAGUAAACAACUGGCUUAUGUGGCAAAUGGGAGGACUUGGUCCAAUGCAGGGGCAGUUGAAUCAUUUUAAUCGAUACGCCCCAGAGAAGAUUGAGUAUGGCAUCAAUCGUUACAAGAACGAGACUCGCCGUUUAUACCGGACUCUGGAGACACAGCUUAAGUCUUCAACAUCCGGCUAUUUAGUUGGUGAUCGCUGUACCAGCGCAGAUAUUGCGAGCUGGGGAUGGGUCGCAGCAGCCAAAUGGGCUGGAAUCGACAUUUCCGAAUUCCCGGAGCUAGGUAAAUGGGUCCAGCGAAUGCUCCAGCGACCUGGACUCGAGAAGGGCCGUCAUGUACCGUCGAAACAUAACUAUGAGGAUAUCCAGCAGCUUACAGAAGAGAAGAUCGAUGAGAGGGCUGCAGCGGCUAGGAAAUGGGUUCAAGAAGGAAUGAAGGCAGAUGCGAAGUAAUGACCGCAAUUCAUUAUGCUGAAUGCCCACAAAUCUACCUACUGUAGGAGACGUCGCUUACCUACAUGUACCCAGGUAGGCACCUAGUACCUAAUAAGUAAGUACCUAGUAUUAGCACAAUAGGUAGUCUCUCUCACUUCUGCAAGUAACCGGGAACAUAUUGCAUGUUUGCUUUUUAUCUGCCAAUUCCCGGAAUGGAGGUGACGGAUGUGCCCGUUACCUAUCACAUUAGCACCUCAACGUUGUUUUUCGGGAUGACGCAGGAGUUAUUUGGAGCUGAAAGGGGGCAAUUGAAUUGACACCUGUAUCUGCUUAUGUAAUAAUAGUUGAGGCCGGGGUUGUACAAAGAGCACAUGACUUACUGAGGUACGUACUUCAUUUGAUGAAGCGUACAGGUGGCUCAUGCGUCUCGUUUACUCCACUUCGUCCC